Cladocopium goreaui is the source of this 2022-nucleotide messenger RNA. NCBI's taxonomy places the organism in Eukaryota, Dinophyceae, Suessiales, Symbiodiniaceae. The record is from the annotation of a GenBank genome assembly.
AUGGCGGUGUCCUUGGCUCCGUGUCCUGAAGGUCAUGCGGGCCCAUUCUGCGCAUCCUGUGCCAUUGGGCAAUGGGGCAGCGGCCAUGGCCAUGGGCAUUGCCACCACUGUGACAACAAACCCAAGACGCCCAAUGCUGUCUAUGCCAAAAUGGCUUGGCCCAACAGCAGCUGUCCCUUCCACUGUGUUCCAGGUGUGCCGGAAGUCAAAAUGAACCCCAACUGCCUCAGCAACUUUGACUUCGCCAUGGGAUUUUUUGGUGGAAAGCUGGGCUUCAAAAUCACCCUGGCGCUUCCCAUCACCAUUUUCUUCAUCAUUCGCCUGGUUCAUCGGCUACGACGAAAGAGAAGGACUCGCCCAUCAUGUGGCCGCUGGCAGUUUCCACGCGAGGAGUUGCCUUGUCAUGUGGCGCGGAUCUACCUGCUGGGCAACAACUCUGCGGGCUCCCCUUGGACUUUGCCGGAGCGCGGCCCGUUGCACGACGACGCCAUGGUGCAGGAAAUGCUGGGAGAGGACGAGUGGCAAGCGCUUGGGGAGACCCUGCAGAACCCCCUGAAGAUUGCCCCCUGGGAGUCCUGGUGGUUGCUGCAUCUCUCGCCGUGGCUGGAGCUAUUGCUGCUGCGGCGGCGCUUGGGCCGUGCCAAGCGUGCGCAGCGAGCGGUGCUGCUGGCGGCGGAGAGUUUGAAGGACAUGGAAGGGAAACCGUCCAUGAAAUUUGGCUGCGAUGAGUCUGCGACGACGGGCUAUUUGGACAUCUUCGACUUUGGGCGAUCGGCGUUGGACUGGGCCCCUCGGAAUUUGAAGGAAGAAGAGCAGCUUCUCUUGGCACAAGGUGCCGGCACUUGGGCUCGACCCUAUGAGCUGAACAUCGCAGAUCCCCUGCUGCUGGGAGUGGCGCAGAGCCAAGGGAGUCAGGGGCCCAUUGGCACUCAGAUGAUCUACAGCCUGGUCUGUGCCUUCAACCUCUUCAGCCGCCUGGUGCCCUCUGCGGAGCUGCUGGACGUCCUCUGGGGCGACGAAGCGCCCGCCUUUGCGGUGCUGCAACGGGAGGUGGAGCUAAGCGCUCGACGCUUGAGUCUUCAAGCAGCUGCGCAAGUGCAAAUUCUCCGAAUGUCGCGAGGCCAUAAAGGCGAGCCAGUCGCUGCUGGAGGCGCAACAAAACCGUCGCCUGCGCGACCGGAGUCCUUCACAGACUUGGUGCAGCAGCUGCCUUUGGAAGGGGCGCCAGCUGUGGUCGCCAACAACGUGGAGGAACUCAAGCUCUGCUUGGUGCUUCGGGCCAAGAAGGACCGGCGGCUGCUGAGGCAGAGCAGCGAGGAAUCAGGGCUCAAGAAACCACAGGGGUUCUUCUACACCUUACGUCGGAGCUUGCUUCGUUUCCGCGCCCAGCGCCUAUUGCGCUGGGUGCGCGUUCCCAACGCCGCGAAGUUAGGGACCUCCAACCUCGUGGUGUCCUUGUUUUUCUUCAUGCUGAUACUCUUUGAAGGUAUGGCCUCGGUGAUCUUGUGGAGCACCUUUAGCCGCCUUGAGAUUGAACAGGCCAUUGGGCUCUGGAUGCUGUUCCCCUCUCCCAUGGCCCCGCUCUCCCCGCUUAUGGGUUUGGCUGCAUUGCUACUGCGGCGGCCUUUGUUCUGUCGACUGCAAGCGCAUCUGUCGCUCAUGGCGUCUAUCAACCUUGCGGUGGUGGGCUUCACAUAUGGUCAGGAAGGCUUGCUGAAGCCAUGUCUGGUCCUCUUCCUGCUCCAUGUGGUGGUGUGCUACUUUGCUGCCAUCUAUUCGGGCUUGGAGAUGUCAAGUGCUGACGUGCAAUUGGCAGAAGAUAGUGGAGGUGAUGCUUCCCUUCAAUCCCUACGUGAAAGCAGUGCCCCCGCGCCCCGGAGCUCGCUGCGGCCUUUGCCGCGGGAACCGCAUGCGGAGAACGAGGGGAUCUGCAUGGCGCUGUGGAGAUCCCCGGCGCGGCCCCACGCCGACUCGGUGGAAUCCGACGUGGGCGGCGCCGCCGCGGAGGCUUCGCCCUUCUGA